Molecule: messenger RNA, 3794 nt
Organism: Limulus polyphemus (Atlantic horseshoe crab)
Lineage: Eukaryota; Metazoa; Arthropoda; Merostomata; Xiphosura; Limulidae
Product: paxillin-like
Exons: 5
Coding region: 458-1204 (248 amino acids)
Cellular component (GO): nucleus; Z disc
Molecular function (GO): transcription coregulator activity
Source: RefSeq, a predicted model, not a curated record
UAGUACACACACCCACUCGUGCAUACAACUGUAUGAUCGUCGCGUUUCCAUCUGUCUCUAAACUUCUCUUUUUUUGGGAAUUUUGUGAGAUUUUCGAACCCGAGCUGUGUGUGAGGUGCCGUGUGGAGACUUAGGUGUGGUCUGGCUGUAUGCAACUAUUAAGAUGACUGGUGGAAAAAGCACCAAUCACAAAUGAUAUGUUGCUAUGUCGAAGGUUUUAUGAGGUGCAGCUACUGAAUCAGGUCUAACCUGAGUGGUUUCGUUUUCCGACAGCUCCCUCUUGCGGUCACUUCCACUCUCAAUAAGUGAGAUCUGAUUCUAAACAGUUGAGUCCCUCUUGUAUAAGCAGUGGAUACAGACCGGUUUAUACAAAUAGGAGUGUGACAAUAACCCUCCUCAUCCGACCAGUUUUUUGAAAGGACACCUGGACUCUCUACUGAGUAGUUUGCACAAAAAUAUGAGUACUCAAGGAGAAAGCAAAGCCGGUGGUAAAAGCGAGUGUGCUGCUUGCAAAAAGGAAAUUAUUGGUCAAGUCGUCAAGGCCCUUGAACAGACAUGGCACCCUGAACACUUCAAGUGUAAAAAGUGCAGCCAGGAGCUGGCCACUAAAAAAUUCUUCCAGCGAGAUGACGAUCUUUAUUGCGAAGAAGAUUACCUCAAGUUGUUCGCGCCUCAUUGUGCAUAUUGUAACGGGCCUAUUAAAGAAAAAUGUGUAAAAGCCCUGAAUAAAACUUGGCAUCAGGAGCACUUUAACUGCACCCACUGUGGCCGGCAAUUUGGAGAGGACGGAUUUCUCGAGAAGGACGGGAAACCGUACUGUCGGAAGGACUUCGCUGAAAUUUUUUCACUUAAAUGUGGCGGCUGUAACAAGCCGAUCAACGAAAAAUACAUCUCUGCACUGAAAGGCCAGUGGCACGCCCAGUGCUUCGUUUGCAGGGAUUGUGGUCAGUCCUUCGAAGGAGGAAGUUUUUUCGAUCUGGAUGGUAAGCCAUAUUGUGAGAAGCACUAUCAUGCCAAACGUGGGACAUUGUGCGGGGGAUGUAAGAAGCCUAUCUCAGGUCAAUGUGUUACGGCCAUAUCCCAGAAAUAUCACCCAGAACAUUUUGUGUGCCACUACUGUAAGAAGCAACUGACCACGAGCAGUUUCAAGGAGAAGCAGGAUAAGCCUUACUGCGUCGAUUGCUUCCAAAAGUUGUAUGGUUAAUAAAAGCUUUCGCUCAUAAUGCAGUAAAAGCAUAACAACAACGAUUUAUGUUACAAUGCAAAUGUGAAUUUUUUUUUAAAUAUGUUUUAUCGCUUUUUAAGUUUCAUGUGCAUAAAGAACCAUUAAUUUUAGAGAAAAUAAGACAUUUUGUGUUACACAGAAACAAUAGGCUAAAGCAUCACAUAUUUAGCUGCAUUGUAAACUUAGAUCGUUUAGUGGCAACAUUUGUCUUUCUGAUUCUAACUGUAUUGUAAACUUAGAUCGGUCACUGGCAACAUUUGACUUUUCGAUUGUAGUUGUACUAUAAAAUUAGAUGAGUUACUGCCAACAGUUGACUGUCUGAAUAUAACUGUAUUAUAAACUUAGACUGGUUACUGCCAACAGUCGUCUUCUUGAUUUUAACUGUAUUAUAGACUUAGAUGAGUUACUGCCAACAGUUGACUUUCUGAUUAUAACUGUAUUAUAGACUUAGAUGAGUUACUGCCAACAGUUGACUUUCUGAUUAUAACUGUAUUGUAAACUUAGAUCUGUUCUGGCAACAAUCGACUUUCAGAUGUGAAAAAAAAGAGCUUGGAGUGGGCAUUUGUUUAUUAUGCUUUUGGUGACUUUGAUUUGUUAAGGAAAUAUAUAUAUUUUUCUUGAUGUCUUCCGUGAUCAAAUAGUAUACGAGCCUUUGAUGACUCACUUUCUCGUAUUACGUUGUAAAGGACUGACAGAUUUCUGGAUCAAAGACAUCGCUGUAUAGGAGUGUAAUGAUAAUUUUCUGUAAUAAACAAUGUAAAAUUGUAAUUGUCAUACCAAUAAUGUAAUGAAAGACACAAUAUUCGAUUUAUAAGAAAUAUUUGUAAUUACAUUAAAAAAAUUACAAUUUAAGUGUAGUAAGAAAAAUGCUAUUACAGUAAAUUGCACUUAAAAAUAAAAUUAAAGAAUUCGGUUGGUGCGUCAUAACCUCUGUCGAUCAAACGACUUAAAAUGUAUAGAUUGUUAAGAGAAAGGUAACAAGGCCUGUUCUCGAAAAUUGUUUUCAAGAACAAAAUAUAAUAAUUAUAAUUAUUAUCUUUUUAAUAAGAUCGUGCAGGGAUUUAAAGCUGACUUUAGGUUUGUUUGGUAAUAUUCAUCAUGUUAUUAGGCUUAAAAUGCAAAAAUAAAAAAUUUACAACCAAGAAAAUCUUAACCAUAUCAGUCUGUUUCAGAUUCGUUUGUUCAAGACACUUUUUAAUGGUUUUUUUUAUUAGUAGUAAAGUUUAACGUAUGAUAACAUUUUAAUGGUGUUUACUUUCCCCCUUUUCUUCAGAUUUAUAGUUUCUGUUACUAUAUUUAUCGCUCUUUAAAUUGCAAUUGCAUUAGUUUGUCAGAUAUAUUUUACAAAAAAAGGUUAGUGUUUGUAUUAUUGAUCGACGUGAAGUUCAGACGUCCAAACUUGAUACCCAAUAAAGUUGGGUAUGUCCUGUCUAUAAUGACACACACACAAAUUAUAGACGGACGCUACUAAAUUUUAUAUAUCUAUUAUAUUGCUAACCCUAAGCUAGAAUGAUAGUCCAUUAAAUAGGCUUUGCUAACGUCUUACAUUGUCGUCUGCCAAUCUAAAUAGGGAAGUUUUUCUUGCAGUCCAAACAUUCAACACUUUGUCAAACAUCUCAUCAACCUAAGUUUCAUUCCCCUCACUGCUCUAAAAAAAAAUAAAAAAUCCCACGAUGCGUUACCGCUGUGUCGUUUUUAUUCAUAACUGUACCAGUCACCUCGUAAUUCAAAUGUUUAUACGUACACAACGAAUGAGGGUAUAUACUAGACGAUGAAAACAACGUUUAUCUCGAGGACGUCAUUCGUACUCAACUUUAAACAGUUUAUCUUAUAUGUGCAAGUUUUUUGUUAUGAUACGAUAUCUGUACGGCCUUCUAAUCAUUCAGUUUAUUGUCAUUUUUAUCCAUUGUUGCCGCAGUUGAGCACGUGUUUCCCAUAUUGUUGACCUAUUAUAUGUCACAGUUGUCAAACCACAAAGGUCAAAUAAGCAUAGAUUAAGGAAUAUGCAUAAUUUUACUGCUCAGUUUUUUCUUUGAUUUGACUGUUGAUUAAAUUUAGCCAUAGUUAAAAUUAAUGUUACAAUCUAAGCUAAAAACAAGACGCUCAACACAUCACAUUCAACGAUCUUAAUUAAAUACUUUACAUUUUUCAACCUAAGUUAUUCUGUUGUAGCUUAUUUUUCGUGCUAUUGUAGCUUAUUUUUCGUGCUAUCAAUAUAUAGUAAUUUUAAGCUACUGUGGAUGAUUGAAACAUUUAUUUCUUAAUGUAAAUAGUGUUUACACUACAGUUAUUCUCUGGAAUUAUCUGAAUAAUUUUGAAUAUAAAUUUAAAAUGCAUAUAUAUAUACAUAUAAACCACGCGCUUAUAACAAGCAGUGCACCUGUGGCGAAUGUUCUUCUAAUAGAUUUACGUGUAUCUAGAUGUCUUGAUAAGUGUUUUAUGCACUAAUUUAAUCACAUACUCGAUAUACAUGCUAUAUGAUGUCUGUAGCACUGUUAUUAUUGUUACUUGGCAAUAAAACAGCUCUUAAGGGCACUAUAUAAAGUUCGUCCUUCUGUGCCGAUUUUCA